CUCUAUAUCCUAUCUUAAGGGUCUAGAGUGGAGGAUUGACGGGAAGAACUGUACACGUCACGUGACCACGGAGCCCAUGCCUCAGCCGUGUUUCCUAGAUGGUGCGGAUUUCUUCGGCUACCACAAGAUGGCUGAAAUGCCAGUAGAAGUAUGGUUCAAAGAUGACGGUAAAGGUCACACAUCACGGACUACCAUGUCACGUGAUCCAUGUGUGUUGGUCACCGAGACGACAAGAUCCAUGGGGCCUGGUUUAGAUUACGUCCUAUCCUUUGGGAUCUAUGAGAAUGUCACCACAGGGUAUGUCGAGCCGGGUAGUUUCGAGGUUCCUUCGUUCUGUCCCCGUGCAGGACAGGUAAUUUUGGAGCAUCCGAAACAGACACCAACGUGGCCCUGGUAUCUCCCUGCCGCCUACAUCUUACCAUAGAAUACGUCAUGUCCGGUCGACAGUGGAAAUGACGUCAUUGAUAUGAUUACUGCUCUGUGUGUUAUUAUUGUUGUUAUGUUAUUUGGACUAAUUAAACAGGAUAAAGAAACAAAAA
This is a messenger RNA of Pecten maximus, 539 nucleotides long. RefSeq lists its product as uncharacterized. NCBI's taxonomy places the organism in Eukaryota, Metazoa, Mollusca, Bivalvia, Pectinida, Pectinidae. The record is from RefSeq and is a predicted model, not a curated record. The coding region runs from base 77 to 424 and encodes 115 amino acids. The transcript is spliced from 5 exons.